GGUGCACCGAUGCCUGGUAGUGGUGGCUACUGGAAUGGGAACGGCCACGGUCCGCCGAAUCCACCUCCAUACGGCGUGCACGAGAUGCGCUCUCAACCCGCCCAAAACGGUGCCCGAUCACAAUAUCAAACGCCCUCGAGUAAUGGCCAAAUCGGACAGUACCAGAAUCCUCUGCCGCAGUACGCUCAAGCUCAAGGCAACAUGCCGGCAGUGCACUCUGCGAACAGAGUCCAUACAUCGGCUCCCACCCAACCUGCUUCCCAACAACCUCAAUUCAUAAACCCCGCCCACCUCUUCUCGCAACCGCCUGCACAGUCGAUCCAGCCCUAUCAGCCCAUACAGCUGACUCCCCAUAGCCACCAAGCUCUAAAUACUCUGUCGAAGCCCUCCCCAGGAAUGGCGCAUAUGCAACCCCCGAACAUGGAGCUCGAUCGCCCGAAGCUUCUGAUGUCUCUUGCGGAAGAAUUCUUCGAUGCUGCACAUCAGCUUGCGCCCUCGGCGUCCCUAUCUAUGACAAGCGCAAAUGUGGAGACCUAUGAGAAAUUGAUUUCUACGGGGCUUGGCUGCUUAGAUACAGCGUUGAAAAAUGUCCGAUUGCCUCCAAGGGUGGAAGCGAAUAUUAGGUUGCGGUAUGCAGGUGUACUUUACGAAGAGACGGAGAAUUUUAUGGAAGCCGAAAUUUCUUUGAGCAAAGGCAUUGCUUUGUGCGACAGGAAUCAUUAUUAUGAUCUUAAGUACGCAAUGCAGUUUUUGCUCGCUCAAUUCAUGUUCAAGAAGAACCCAAAAGCAUCGUUGAAGGCCCUGGAUGGAUAUAUCUCCGAUGCUGAAGCGUACCAGCACUUUUCUUGGGUCUAUGCGCUACGAUUUUUACGAGCAGCUCAUUCGUUGCAAUCUGGUAGCCUUGCCGACAAUCACGCGGCCUUGCAGAAUUUCCGAAGCAUAGCGAAACUUGCGAGUGAACAAAAUGAUCGUGUUAUAUACAUGAUGGCGUCUCUUAUGGAAGCCAUGGCUCAUCUGAAAUUUACCGGUCCAGAGUCCAUGGAGCAUGCUCAGAGGGCCAUUGCCGCUGUUUGGACAUACCAGCUGGACGCCGGUACGAGGAUACCGCAGCUUCUCGGCCUGGCACAUAUUCUAGAUGUGGCAUGUAGUCUUCGACAAGGCGACCCAAAGGUGAUGGUCAGCAAGUUAAAGCUCAUGCAAACAAUGAUGGAUGAAGCUCUGCAUGAUCCUACUUGGAGCACUACGAGUGAUGUUCUAGCACUUCCCAUUAACCGUACACAGAAUAGUUCACAAGUGGUUAGCCCUGAUACUAGAAUGGUUCUAGGCAUUGGGGACGAUGGUCGUGAUAACCUGAUACUGUCGUUCUUGAAUAAGAAAGAUGCAUAUAGUAUUACAUAUCUGCUUUCCGGAAUGGUGUUGCUUCACAAGAAUUCCCCAAAUGAUCGGAAGGGAUUUAGAUACCUAGAAACGGGAAUAUCUUCGUUGGAAGCGGAAAUCCGUGCAUCUAGGGCAACUUCAGGCAUUCUGCCGGAUUGUAUCUCAAAACUUCAAUGGCGUGGGCAAACGAUAUGCUACUUGAACUGCUACAUGGCCUUUUGCGCAGCUGCAAUCACCGAUUGGCCUGCUGUUAAAAGCUAUAUCGACAAAGCGAGGGCAACGGCCAAGAACCUCGAAGUGUCACUGGCUGGUCCUUUAGGAUUCCUUCUUAUGUACCUCACAGGCGUAUAUCACCAGGGCAUCGGCAAUCUCGAUGUAGCCUUACAGAUCUUUCAGGACAAAAAGUUUGAAUUGCUGCUUGAGGCCAAUAGAGCUCACACUACGAGCUCAGCAGAACAAGUUGAACGCGAUAUCGCCUUGCUUGCGGCACUCAAUACACUCUGGAUACUACAAGACAGUCGCCGAAAAAAUCUCACCAGUAAUACAAAUUUGAUUGCGAGGCUAGAGCCACUUUGCAAGAACCAUCCGAAUCAAGAUAUUGAAACAGCUUUUAACCUCGUAGUAGCGACAGUUGAGACAUAUCCCACGGCGCCGCUUUUCAAAGUCAAGAACUGUUUGAGGGCUGCGCUGAAUGGAGCUCAGGCUACUGCAAACACGCAAUUUCUCAGCAUUACAUUGAACGUUAUGUGCAGCAGAUUCUUUUCAAAUGUUGUCGGCGCUCAGGCCGAGAAGAGUGCUCAAGCGGCUUCCGUUCAAGCACAAAAGAGUGGCAACGUCCUCUGGAGGAGUGUGGCAGAUGGAAUGCUAGCACAAUGCUAUGAAGUGAAUGGCAAAACCUCGGAUGCUAAAUCCACCAUGGAUCAAGCCAUGAGGCUUGCACAAAUAGCGAUGCCGAGUUCUUAAUAUCUUGGUGUGUUUCGGGUGGGGAACUGGGGUAAAGGCGCAAGUAGUGGAUGGGCUGGUGGCAGUAAGGAGUUGUGGACAUUGCAUUGCAUUAUGGUGUGAAUUUCUGGCAUGGUGCUCGGCGCAAUCUUAUACCCAUUUGCUUUCUGCUUCUCGAGGAUAGUAAGCUUUGCAAAAGAGAGUAGAGGA
This is a messenger RNA of Amorphotheca resinae ATCC 22711, 2529 nucleotides long. RefSeq lists its product as hypothetical. The record is from RefSeq and is a predicted model, not a curated record. The transcript is spliced from 5 exons. NCBI's taxonomy places the organism in Eukaryota, Fungi, Ascomycota, Leotiomycetes, Helotiales, Amorphothecaceae. Gene Ontology annotation, molecular function: double-stranded DNA binding. Gene Ontology annotation, cellular component: SMC loading complex; chromatin. Gene Ontology annotation, biological process: maintenance of mitotic sister chromatid cohesion; mitotic sister chromatid cohesion. Bases 10 to 2340 code for a protein of 776 amino acids.